UUGCAGAAAGGAGUUGGAGAUAAGGCCGUAAAUCAACUAGAGAGAUCAGUUAAUUCAAAACUUGAAGCUACAGAGGUUAGGCAAAUCCAAGCGCAAUUCCAAACUUCUGGCAGACAAGCUCUCCAGGUAACUGGCUUUCUGAUAAUUAAAGAGUGGAGGAUGCAUUAAAAUCAAGCUUUGAAGCUUCAGUUAUUCCCGCGUUUGAAGCAUCUUGCAAAGCCAUGUUUGAACAAGUUGAUGCCACAUUUCAGAAAGGUCUUGUAAAACAUGCAAAUGCUGCUCAGCAGCAUUUUGAGUCCAUGCAUUCACCAUUGGCUGUUGCUUUGAGGAAACCUUAAGAAAGGAAAAUGGAGAGGGAAAACAGGAAGAGAGGAAGAGAAGGAGAUGAGAAACAAGACGCGGCGAAAAGUGCAAAAAAGGUAGAUCUCAGUUACAUUGAUGAUGAGUACUUGGACUAUGACAACAAAGAGAACAACAUGAGCUAUUACGACGAUCCUUGUGUGUCCGGUAAUGGAGGAGUGUUCGAUUUUCCAUGGCUGAAGGAUGGUAUGAUGAUCUUCAAAACAGAGGACUGCUCGGAAUUAGAGAGCACCAUUGCGUCGUACUCCAUAAACCCUGAUGAUGAAACGUACAACACCAUCUUGUAUCAGUCUCCUCUGAAUUUUCAUGAAGAUCAUGACAAGUUUGAUGUGGACCUCUCGUCGGUGUUCCAAGUUGAUGAGCUCGAUAAUGUCGAUUGCAUUUGGAGCUCGGUGAUUGAUGAGCCUCUUCUCACUGGCUUCAACAAGAUUUAAAGAUCAAUCAAUGACUAAUGUGCAAUCUAAUCCCAUGGAAUAUUAUCAACAAAGUCUCUCUCUCUCACACACACACACAUACACACAGUGGAGGUCAAGAAUAGAGGUUUUUUUUUUUUUUUUUUUUUUUUUAGUUCUUUGUUGAGGCUUUUGAUUUUGUUUUGUUUUCUUUUCCUUUGACCUGACUAUUUUUCUGGCUUAAAGGCAAAAUAUACUCGCUGAAUUACAGCUGAUUUGAAAGGAGGAUGGUGGUUUAAAUGACACAUCCUUCAUCAAAGUUUAGCUAUUUUUAUUCAAUAGUUGUACUCCCCAAUUUUGUUAAUGAAGAAAUUUCGUACAAGUAUCUGAAUUUUCUAAAUACACAUAUAUAUUGCAAUGAUGCCUUAUAUUCAUUGUAGUACUUGGGUUCCUUCCACAUUAAAUAUGGUUUCUGGAUAGCAGCAAAAGCAAGUCAAUUUUUUAUUUUAUUUUAUUUUUUUUAUUUAUUUAUUUUCUCUCUCUCUCUCUGGAAAGUUAAGCAAAGGCGUACACAUUGUUCCUAUCAUGCUCAAACACUCAACCUCUCCAUCAUACCAUCUUUGGAAUAAUUCAAAUUUAUUUAUUUUUUGUUUUUGGCAAGAAAUUGUCGCACUCAUUUGAUCCUAUAAGAAUUUGAAUCAUCACCAUUCAUUUUAAGAAAUAAAAAAAGUAUCAUUAAGUUACAAGACCCUUGGUAAUUCACAUUAGUUAAAAGUAACUUAUUUUAAUAAACCAUUUGUCUGAAAAUUUAUCUACGGCAAAUUUGAUCAUUGAAUCCCAUCCCUCAUUCGGCAAGAGAAAUCCUUGGGUCACCACCAUUGUCGGGAAAAAAAAAAAAAAAAACACAUAUAAAAAAAAAAUUAGUUAAUGUUUGAUGGACUGAAAUCCUCUCCUGUUUCAAACAGGAGAUCUGUUUCGGCCGGUUCGUAUUGUAGCGGCUAUAAAAAAUAGAAAAACAGUGUUCUGGUAAAAAUAGAUAUUCUGAAAAUAUACGAUAUU
Molecule: messenger RNA, 1811 nt
Organism: Cornus florida
Lineage: Eukaryota; Viridiplantae; Streptophyta; Magnoliopsida; Cornales; Cornaceae
Exons: 3
Coding region: 348-794 (148 amino acids)
Source: RefSeq, a predicted model, not a curated record